AUGUCAAGAAAUGAGGGUGUUCCGAAGGAUUCAUUGUCUCUCUCGGAUCUGGAGAAAUAUUCAAAUAUGCAAGAUGAUGGCGUUAUGUAUGCAAAAUACAAGCAAAGGAUUCGUCUCCUGGAAUCAGCGUUGAAAGAAGCUCGUAUAACGGACAAAAUGACAUCUGGAGACAAUUUGUAUUCCGACGCUGAGAAAAAUUUCGGUGAGUCCCCAGCGGUCGAGAGUUCUCGGUCGCUGCCAAUUCAUGCUGACAUAAACGACCAUCCUCCUAAAAUAGUUCAUGAUGUUUUGUCAGGUGUUUUGCUGAAGGUUGACCAUGGCAAUAUGGGCAGUCCAGCUCCGUCCCCGGGGUGUUUUACUUUUAAGAGAAAUUGUUUAUUUAGAUGGUGUUUCCCGUCAACAUCGGUUGUUCAUCAGAAGCUUUCAAGGUGCUGUUGCGAAAAGGGUAACCGAUGA
Molecule: messenger RNA, 456 nt
Organism: Echinostoma caproni
Lineage: Eukaryota; Metazoa; Platyhelminthes; Trematoda; Plagiorchiida; Echinostomatidae
Source: the annotation of a GenBank genome assembly